This is a messenger RNA of Moesziomyces antarcticus, 522 nucleotides long. RefSeq names its product UBC-like protein. Bases 1 to 522 code for a protein of 173 amino acids. NCBI's taxonomy places the organism in Eukaryota, Fungi, Basidiomycota, Ustilaginomycetes, Ustilaginales, Ustilaginaceae. The transcript is spliced from 4 exons. Gene Ontology annotation, cellular component: nucleus. The record is from RefSeq and is a predicted model, not a curated record. Gene Ontology annotation, biological process: protein K63-linked ubiquitination; DNA damage tolerance.
AUGCCUCUUCUCCUUUGCCUCACGGAAAAGCGCGCUUCUCCAACGAGAGUCGUCAACGUCCCUCUUGCCUCGCAACCUUCGAUCGCGGCACCUCCUGCCUAUCGCAACAUGGCCAAAGUCCCACGCAACUUCAGGCUCUUGGAAGAGCUCGAGAAGGGUGAAAAGGGAAUCGGCGAUGGAAGCUGUUCCUACGGUCUCGAUGACGGCAGCGAUCUCAUGAUGUCCAACUGGAACGCGACAAUCAUCGGACCCGGUCACUCGGUCUACCAGAACCGCAUUUACUCGCUCAGCAUCCACUGCGGACCCAGCUAUCCGGACCAGCCUCCCGAGGUCAAGUUCCUCACAAAGAUCAACCUUCCUUGCGUCAAGUCGGACGGCCGCAUCGACUACAACGCUCUGCCCAUCUUCUCCAACUGGUCGCGCGACAGCACGAUCGAGACCAUCCUGCUGUCCUUGCGAAGAGAGAUGGCUUCGCCUUCCAACCGCAAGCUCCCGCAACCUGCCGAAGGCGCGUCGUACUGA